AUGCACGCUAUCGUGCCGUAGAGUCGGAGCUUUUUUACAUACAGACUUCUUGAGUGACAUUGGCCUUGAUGCGCUGUAUGGACAAGUAAAAGGAUAACGAGUGAUUAUUUAGAGUGAGACUUAUUUUACAUCUCUGUGACCACUGUGCCGACUACCAGUCGUCACGAUGUUCUCACAUAAAGAUCAACCUUUUUGCCGAACGACCUUUGAGUGGCAAAGGUGUAAAUGCGUAGAAAAACAAUGACAAGUCUGCGAGUGGACAGCUUUGUAUUAAAAUUUCGAAAAAAGCAAGCAUGAGCACCCAUUCUCAUGGGUUCAGAAGAGAAAACGAAUCCAUUAAUUCAAAAAAAUUGAAGUGAAGGACGCAUACGAUUUUCUUUGAUAAAAGUUUUGUUUGUGAAGAAAAAGAAAGAUUUCAUCAUCAGCGAAUCGCUGUGUAUUAGGUGAAGGGGUACGAGUCGAUGAUAGUCGAAGCAUCAUCCUCAGAGUCUGACUAGUUCUAGUUUGUUUCUUCCCGGUUUUUGAGUAAGUACUUCAUCUGCGUGUUUGACAGCAGUACAGCAUCAGCUGCACCACAACGAAAGCAUAAAAAAUGGCAGCAGCUUUUGAGGAGCCUUCAUCUUCGGGCCGCCCACUCUAUCUGGACGCGCGCGAUUGGGACGCUCUGAAUAACACUCUGCAGGAUCAGGGUAUCCGGCUCUUCUGCAGUAACGAACCCAAAGCUUCGAUGAUAGCGCUGACCAUGUUUGUCGACUGGAUGCUAGGCCAGGGAGCUUCUGCGCCGUCUUCCGUGACGGUAUUCGUGAACCACAAAGACGAGGAACGGAACGGGAACAAUGCCGAAGACGGCGAUUCGCGGCCUUCGUCGGGUGGGAGAGACUUCGCUGCGCUGGAAGAGAAAUUGGCGGAAAUCGCGGAAGACCAUGCGCGAUUGCGUCGCUCGGAGUCCAAUAUAGCGACCAAAGUAGAACGAGUCUGGGCGCCUGAAGAUGAACAGAUGACUAUCUCUUUAACAGCUGAAAAUAGCACCGCUGCUUCUGAACACGAGGACUCAGGGAACUCAAGCGACGAAAAUCAGCCGAACAUCUACUCAGCGGAAGGGGAAAAGACAAAAACUGAGGGCUCUUUCCGCCGAGGACCUGUACUUUCAUUUUCAGGCACUUCGUCUUCUUCUGGUAGCAGCAGUACUCAAGUCGCAGCACGAGGAAUCCUCCCGGCUCUGGCUUCAGCAGGGUCAGUCGUCCCAGAAGAGGUCGCAGGUGGGCAACUGUGCUCGCCCUUCACAGCAAUGAGCCUCGUCACGUGCGCAUUGAUGAACCAGACCUAUGACGGCAUUGAAAACGACGCUGCACAUGGGAAGUUCAAAAAGUGGGGAUAUUUCAUGCAAGUGGUGCGAUCGCACUUCCUAAAAUACUACGGAGAGCAAGCGCGCUAUGCGUGCAAACCCGUAGACGUUAUGCCGAGUGUCGCGGAGGAGGAUGAGGAGGAAGGUGGGGACGUGGAUAUGUUGAAAUUUAAUCCCGCUGGUGAAGUUGAAGAAGUAUCGUAGUAAGACAUCAAGAACUACUCUAUGUAUGAACUCAAAUUGAAACAAGUGAAAUCUUCUGCAGAACUAUUUUGAGGAGGUGCGAAUACAAACUAAAACUCAAACAGAGCUGAAAAUAAGUAAUACGGAUACGACUGAUGUCGGAUUUCGAUCUCCUUCUCCGGAUGAUUGAUUCAUCAGGAGUAAGUACACGCUUUGUGUUUUUUUGAAUUUAGAACCUGCACUCUUUGAGAACAAAGACAUCUGAAAGAAAGAGCUAGUAGGUACUACUUGUAUAGAAUUCAUUGAUGAUUCGUGCUCCAACACAUGGAAAUGCUGAACAGCUUCACGGCGAAUGCUGACAUACUCGAAGAACGACUAAGAAGACAUUAUAAUAUAUUGGAUUCGAUCUACUGUACGUCGAGUUGUUUGCUUCGAGGCGAGCAAUUGUUAAGCUCUUCGACACUCACACUAGCACCUCCAAAAAAAGAUUACUGAAAGACGAGCGGGAUGAAAGCUACUCCGUUGAAAAACUAACUUCUAGUGAUUUGACAGAUGUGCUACGGCUACGCACAAAAAAAAGCUGCAGGUAGAAAGGGACAAAAACGUGGAGAGAAGAAUAAACGAAAACGGAGUAAAGGC
Molecule: messenger RNA, 2167 nt
Organism: Amoebophrya sp. A25
Lineage: Eukaryota; Dinophyceae; Syndiniales; Amoebophryaceae
Source: the annotation of a GenBank genome assembly